This is a messenger RNA of Gordionus sp. m RMFG-2023, 661 nucleotides long. Its product is annotated as small nuclear ribonucleoprotein Sm D3-like. The record is from RefSeq and is a predicted model, not a curated record. The coding region runs from base 63 to 479 and encodes 138 amino acids. Gene Ontology annotation, cellular component: spliceosomal tri-snRNP complex; U2 snRNP; commitment complex. The transcript has 3 exons. Gene Ontology annotation, molecular function: RNA binding. Lineage: Eukaryota; Metazoa; Nematomorpha; Gordioida; Chordodea; Parachordodidae. Gene Ontology annotation, biological process: RNA processing; spliceosomal snRNP assembly.
CUAACUUGGCAGUUAACAAUUUAUAAUUCUAUUUUCGCCAUAUUAUUUUAAAAUCUAUAAACAUGUCAAUUGGUGUUCCAAUUAAAGUCAUGCAUGAAGCCGAAGGCCAUAUAGUUACCAUUGAAACAAAUAUUGGCGAAACUUAUAGGGGUAAAUUAUUGGAAGCAGAAGAUAAUAUGAAUUGCCAAAUGCAAGAGGUUAUGGCUACGUAUAGAGAUGGAAGUACAGGCCACUUACCAGAAAUAUAUAUUAGAGGAAGCAAAAUUAGAUUUAUGAUAUUACCUGACAUGUUAAAAAAUGCACCCAUGUUUAAAAAAUAUCAGACAAAACAAGGUGGCGGAGGUGGAAGAGGCAGAGGAGGGCCUCCAAGAGGUCGUGGGGGGAGAGGUGGUCCAGGCAGAGGAGGUAGAGGUGGACCUCCAAGAGGUGGUCCUGGAGGAGGAAGAGGUAUGUUUAGAGGGGCACCUACUCGUCAUUGAUAAUAUAUAAAUAUGUAUUUUAAAAAAUUGUAUAUAUUAUAAAUUUUUAUAGAUUAAACAUUUGUCAAUAUUCAUUAAAUGUGAUAUUAUUGUUAUAUGAUCAUAUUGAUCUCUUAUGUUUAUAAUAAACAAUAAUUAAUAUUUAUCACUGCAUUAUGUAUAAUACAUGUUUAAGUAAAAUA